Molecule: messenger RNA, 402 nt
Organism: Pelobates cultripes (western spadefoot toad)
Lineage: Eukaryota; Metazoa; Chordata; Amphibia; Anura; Pelobatidae
Source: the annotation of a GenBank genome assembly
AUGGCUCGGCUGCAGGCAUACCACCGGCUGGCAGUACAGCACAUGCACAUGGCCGACUUCCUACUGGUCUAUAUAGAGGAGGCUCAUCCUUCUGAUGGCUGGGUGAGUACAGACUCAUCUUACCAAAUCCCCAGGCACCAGUGCCUCCAGGACCGGCUGAAGGCUGCCCAGCUGAUGGUGCAGGGUUUGCCAGGCUGCAGGGUGGUGGUGGACUCAAUGAGCAAUGCAUCCAAUUCUGCCUAUGGGGCUUACUUUGAGAGGCUCUAUGUCAUCCUGGAGGGCAAGGUGGUGUACCAGGGAGGCAGAGGACCUGAGGGGUACAAGAUCUCUGAGCUAAGGAGCUGGCUGGAACACUAUGAGAGGCACCCAAGGGACACUAGCCCUGUUGUGAUCCAGAUCUAA